AUGGCUUCCCCUCUGCCUGACUCUUUCGCUCUGUGGCCACCGACACCUCGUACAAAUGGCAACAGGCCUGCAACAGUUCAUGAAACUAGCUUUCCAUAUUCUUCACUUCCAGAAGACUGUUCUACUGCCGUACCUGCUUGGGACCCGACUUGCUUGAUCCCCUCUGAGAGUCAUAGCCUUGGAACCAGUCCUGUGGAUCUGUCUCAAUACGAUAUGAAUAGCAACGAUUGGAGCCGUCCUAGAGGCGUUGUCGGCGAGUGCAACUUGGAUACUGACGUGGAUCGCAUGGGAUCCAGCUAUGGAAGCAGCGGCAGUAACAGCACUAACCUCCUCGACCCUCACUAUCAUUUCUCACCACAACAAGUCGGCGAUGCCCUGAGCUUGAAUACCAACGUUGCCCGCCGCUUCUCAGACACAAUUUCAAUGUCCAGCGCAGACCAGGCCGCCUUGUUGUCUGCAACUGAUAUGUUUUUCGACAACUCGCCAUAUGAGACCUCGCCCUACGAGACCUCGCCAUACCCAGAGUCAAUCAUGUCCGACUACACCCACAGAUCAACAUUCACAAUGUCCACCAGCACAACCCCUCUCUCACCCGUAAUGUCGCCCAACAGCAACAGGAUCAGGAGCGGAAGCCGCGGGCGUGCCUCGCCCUCACCAUCAAGGACCACCAUGAGAGCAGUCCCAUACUCGACAGCAGGGCGAGACGCAAAUAAGAGGUGGUCCACAGGCUCAUUCCUGCCAAAUUCGCAGACCUCAUCGCCAUACAUUGUCACCCAGAUCGAUCCCUGCCAGGUCCAGAAUUUCCACUCAAACAACUCGCACCACUCGUCGCCCACAUACUCUUCACCCACAUACUCAUCGCCAACCUGCGGAUCAGCGCAAUGCCCGCCGCACCCCCCACAGCAGAUGCUCCUCGCCUCACAUAACCACAACUUCUCGCGCGGCGGCGGAUACGUCCAGGCGCAACAGCAGCAGCAACAGCAGCAGGGCCCAUAUGUAGAUGAUUUGGGCUGCCAGCCGCAGAUGCCGAACCACCUGUUCGUCAAGAUGCUACAGUCCAACGCAGCGGAGCACUACCGCAGCCACUAUGCCGACUUCACCGACCCCCCAGAUCUCUAUGCCUCGCUGCAAGAGGAGCAGAUCCCGCCGCCGGCGGAGGACAUGAACCCCGAGGACCCGGAGAUGAAGCCGCAUGAGCAGGACCUCAGGUUCGAGGGCGACCUCUACACACCGCGCUGGGUCCGCGGACAUGGCAACAAGCGUGAGGGAUGGUGCGGCAUCUGUAAGAGGUGGCUGGUGCUCAAGAACUCGGCAUUCUGGUACGAUAAGUCAUUCACCCAUGGCAUCAGCGCGGCGACGGGACAGCGCUUCGUGGAGCCAAAGUCGGUUAGGAGGAUGGAGGGCAAUAUGGAUGUCUGGGAGGGCUUGUGCCAUAGCUGCAAUGACUGGGUGGCGCUCGUAAGCAAUAAGAAGAAGGGUACUACUUGGUUCAGACAUGCGUACAAGUGCCAUACACACCCAAAGAUCAAGGAUGCGCCAAAGCGACGAAGGGAGAGCAGUCAAGGGAAAGCUGCCGCAGCCGCUGCAGCAGCGGCAGCCAAAACGAGACAGGAUGCGAUGAAUGUCAAGGUUGAGGUGCAACAUCAGCCGCAACAGAACCUGCAACAAUCAUCAUUAGAUCUGCAACGCCAGCGCCACCACCACCACCACUAUUAG
Molecule: messenger RNA, 1716 nt
Organism: Morchella sextelata
Lineage: Eukaryota; Fungi; Ascomycota; Pezizomycetes; Pezizales; Morchellaceae
Exons: 3
Coding region: 1-1716 (571 amino acids)
Source: RefSeq, a predicted model, not a curated record